This is a messenger RNA of Pectinophora gossypiella (pink bollworm), 1957 nucleotides long. RefSeq names its product sodium channel protein Nach-like. Gene Ontology annotation, molecular function: ligand-gated sodium channel activity. Gene Ontology annotation, biological process: sodium ion transmembrane transport. NCBI's taxonomy places the organism in Eukaryota, Metazoa, Arthropoda, Insecta, Lepidoptera, Gelechiidae. The coding region runs from base 1 to 1293 and encodes 430 amino acids. Gene Ontology annotation, cellular component: membrane. The record is from RefSeq and is a predicted model, not a curated record. The transcript is spliced from 9 exons.
AUGAGGUCGUCCGUGAAGCGCGCGCUGAGGCAGUUCGCAAGGACGACUACGCUGCAUGGCUUCAAAUAUCUGUGUUCACUUUUUUGUUUAGACCGCGUGGGGUGGGUGGCGUGUUGUUGCGCAAGCGCAUGCUGUGCCGGCAUGCUGUGUGGCGUGCUGUGGGCGCGGUUCCUGCAGGUGCCGGCGCUGCUGGUGCUGGCCAACACCCGCCACGACGCACACCAGCUGCCGCACGUCUCUGUCUGCCCCUCACCUGGCCGCGCCGCGCAGCUCUUUGCUAAACACAUGUCCGUGAGUGCCCAGGAAGCGCUAAGGCUGCCAUCGCUGUUCCACAACCUCAUGCACGGGAAGCCCGUGCCCUCUGACCACCUAGGCGUCCUCAAGCGUCUCCUCAAGGCUCACGACAUGACAUUCCCCGAAGCCUUGUUCAACAUCACGCCGCCCUGUGUCGACAUGAUCAGGAAGUGUCGGUGGAGAGACACCAUGGUGCCAUGUGGACAACUGUUUCAGAAGGAACUAACCUCGUGGGGGGUCUGUUGUAUGGCGAAGGGUGAGAAAUUUUCUAAAAGCGAUGAAGUAGUAUACGAUCCCAAAUUAGAUUUAGUACUGGAAUGUGCGGACUCGGAGUUUACCAUUCCUAACAGUUGCGAGUUCUACACAAAGUACCACGGCGAGGAGUGGAUGUCCCCGGUAACCCUCACCACUGGCUACCGCUUCCUGGUGCAACUGCGAUAUACGGCCAUCCAAGACGCCAAUGCCGACAAGCUGGUUGAAAGCAAGUGCGAGUCGCGAGUAGGAUACUCCAGACGACGGUGUAUGAUCGAAUGCAAAGAGCUUAAAUGCGGUUGCUCCGACCCCUUGCGGACAUUCCAGCCUUAUGAGACGACCGUGCCACCGCCCUGCCCCAUCAGCAAACUAAACUGUUUGAGAAAUGUUAAAAAUAUCGACGAUAUUUGUCCGUGCCGGGAGUCAUGCAGGCGAAUCCAGGCCAUCACAUCUGUGGAGUCUGCUCCCAUGAACGAGAUGCAGCACACUUUUGAUUCUAUAUAUGCAGGCCUGAACACGAGAGUAACAACGGUCGUCGCCUUUCAUAUGAUGCAUUCCGACUCUAAAACAUUCGAUCUCAUGUACAACGAGACUUGGUGGAGCUUGCUUUCCUCACUGGGCGGCGUGUUCAACAUGUUCCUCGGAGUAGGGCUAUUCAGUGCGUUGGAGCUGCUAUUCUUCUUUAUAAUCAAACUGCCCGCCGCCAUUCGGCAGUCUACUGAAAUAAACCUGCCUACUGCACGGUGAACUGCUCUGUUCAUUGUCGACGAGGGAAGUCUCAUUUGACGCAGUUAUUAUACAACUGACUACAGAGAAACAGUUUCCGUAAAAUACCUAUCUUUUAUCUGCCAUGUAAGAAUUUAAAUGAAUUUAGAUGUUAAAACCAAAAUAGCAAUGGCAAAACAAGCGUUCCAUAACAAGGCGUGCGUGCAUAUUCAAGGCUGAAGCAAUCUGAAAACGAUGCAUCAAAACUUUCGUAUGGAGUAUCUCUAUGGAUGUGAAACGUGGACGCUGACUCAGAAAAACAGAAAGAAACUCGAGGCCUUUGAAAUGUGGUGUUGGAAGAGAAUGGAAAAAUAAGUUGGACUGAAAGAGUUAUUAAUAAAGAAGUGCUAGUAAGAGUAAGGGAAAAGAGGCAAAUAUUGAGAGUUAUUGAGGACAGAAGAGGCAAGAUGAUUGGACACUUAAUAAAACACGACGAAUUUUAAAAACAUCAUAGAAGGGAAGCUACAAGGAAAGAGAGGAAGGGGAAGACCAAAAAGAGCUUACAUAUUAUGGAACAGAUUAAAGAGAAGGCGAACGUCGUGUCUUAUAAGGAGGUGAAGGAAUUGGUCUUUGAUAGACAAAAAUGGAGAAUGCUACACCGACAAGAGCGUGGCUCUUAAAUUAGUGAUGUACGAAUUUAAAUGUG